Messenger RNA from Acanthosepion pharaonis, 951 nucleotides. The record is from the annotation of a GenBank genome assembly. NCBI's taxonomy places the organism in Eukaryota, Metazoa, Mollusca, Cephalopoda, Sepiida, Sepiidae.
AUGAAUUCGUUCACAAAACACGAGAGACUUCUCUCUCUCUCUCUCUCUCUCUCUCUCUCUCUCUCUCUCUCUCUCUCUCUCCCUCAUGAAUACGAGAUCUUAGACAUUCAAUUUAUCCCAUUUUUUCUUUCUUCUUUCUUUCUUUCUUUCUUUCUUUCUUUCUUUCUUUCUUUCCAUGUCUUUAUUCUUUCUCUUAAUUUCUAUCUUCAAUUUCUUUUCUUUUUUCUUUCUUUUUCUUUCUUUCUAUUACUUUCUUUUCCUUCCCUCUCCUUCUUUCUGUCUUUUACUUUCUUCUCAAUUUCUUUCUUCAAUUCUCUUCUCCUUUUUCAUUACCUUUCUGAUUCAUUCCUUUAUUUUUUACAUGUAUCUCCCGUGCUUGCUUUCUUUCUUUCUUUCUUUCUUUCUUUCUUUCUUUCUUUCUUUCUUUCUUUUCUACUGAUUCUAUCUCACUUUCUAAUUAAAUACAUUACAAGGAUUCCUUUUUUUUUCAUUGGAUUAUUUUUUUUCUUUGUUUUCCUUCAUAUUUUCUUUAUUUCUUCUUUCUUUCCCUUAUUUUUUUUCGCUAUUUUUCUAUUUUGGUCUUUUUUUUUUUUGUCGCAUAUUAUUUUACGUCAUUUCUCCCCUCUUCCUUUAUUUCUUCCUCUUUUUCCCCUUAUUUUUUGUUCAUUAUUUUUCUCUUUUUCUUUCGCAUAUUAUAUCUUUCUUUUUUCCUUCUUUUCCUUUAUUUCCCACUUUCUUCGCGUCUUUCUUUCUUUUCCUAUAGUUUUUUUUCUUCUCUUUUUCGUCCCUUUUUCUAUUUCCCACUCUAUUUCUUCCUUUCUUUUUCUAUUGUCCUUCCCCGUUUUCCAUUUCUUUUUUUAUUCAUUCAUAUACUCAGUCUUCUUUUUCUUUCUUUUCUCACCUUUCUCUUUAUUUUUCUUUCUUCUUUGCUAUCCUUUUUUUUCUUUAUAA